UUACUCCUGCUAUCAUGUCAGUUUGAAAUCGUGAAUGAGUGACGAUAGUCAGCAAUACCAACCCAGAAUGACCACGGACGCCCCGCCAGGAUUGUCCGUCCAGGACGUGAGCCUUUCGUUGCAACGUUUCGGCCAUGCCGACUAUUUGGUAUUUUCCACGAUGCUUUUGGUUUGUAUCGGAAUCGGAGUUUACUUCGGCUGGAAGGACCACCAAAAGCAAAAACGCAGAGCCACGUCCAGCGUGCGGAGAGGUUCGGAAGCGCUGGACUAUCUGGUCGGAAAUCGCCGGAUGAAGAUCUUCCCCGUAGCGAUGUCUCUGGUAGCGAGCUGGAUAUCUGGAAUAGCGCUGAUGGGCGCAGCAACCGAAACGUACCUGUACGGGAUACACUUUGGAUUUAUCUUCACCGGAAUCAUCCUCAUGGCGUUCAGCAUGAAUUUUAUAUUCUUGCCAGUGUUUCACAGUCUGCAAAUCACUUCCGUUUACGAAUACCUCGAAAUAAGGUUCGAUACGAGGAUUCGGCUGUUGGGUUCGGUGCUGUUCACGCUGGCGACGUUAUCUCACCUGCCAAUUGUAGUAUUCGUACCAGCUCUGGCUUUUAAUCAAGUUUCAGGCAUCAAUAUCCAUUUCAUCACAACAAUCGUAUGCACAGUUUGUAUCUUUUACACUAGCAUUGGUGGCAUCAAAGCCGUUGUGUGGACGGACGUGAUUCAAACCGUUGUCAUGGUCGGUGCACUAAUUUUGAUCGUCAUAAAGGGCACGGCAGAUAUCGGAGGUCUCAGUGUCCUGAUUGAACGCAAUGUAGCCAGCGGCAGGAUAGAACCUCCAAAUUUCAGCUUAGAUCCAACGGAACGAACCACCAUCUGGGCCAUCUUCUUCGGCGGAGGUUCGUUUUGGGUGGCUAAAAAUGCAAUCCACCAGAUGAUGAUUCAACGAUACCUGUCUCUGCCAACGUUUCGUGAUGCUCAAAAGUCACUGGUGGUGUUCACCAUCGGCAUUACCUUUCUGAUGUCGAUCUGUUUCUACAACGGACUGCUUAUUUACGCCACGUUUCACGACUGUGACCCGUUGACGACCAAGCUGGCCCGGGCAAAGGAUCAGCUGCUGCCAAUUUUGGUGAUGCAAGUGUUUGGAGAUUAUCCCGGAUUGGCUGGACUCUUCAUCUCAGGAAUAUUCAGUGCCUCGCUGAGCUCUCUGUCGACCGGAUUGAACUCGCUGGCAGCGAUCGUACUGGAGGACUUUGUUAAACCGUUUACAAAGAAUCCACUCACCGAACGGCAGACACGAUAUUUAAUGAGAGGAACCGUACUGGUGUUUGGCGUAAUAGCAGUCGUUUUGGUUCUGGUCGUUGAAAAACUCGGAACAGUGCUACAACUUUCCAUGAGUUUGGUGCCUAUUUCGCUUGGUCCCUUGUUGGGAAUGUUUCUGAUGGGUAUGCUACUGCCGUGGAUCGACGCGAAGUGUGCCUUUGCAGGAGCCUGUACUGGUCUUACCACGAUGGCUUACGUCGUUAUACGAGCACAAAUCGCCAUCGCUUCAAAGGAAAUUGUUCACCCGACCAAACCCGUGUCAACCGCAGGAUGUACAUACCAUUUCGACAAUGUGACCACUGUUUACCAGGAUCCGAUGAUCCAUGAAGAGUUUGAUAAGUCAAUCCACCAUGUAUCGUUUUUAUUCUAUACUCUUAUUGGAGUUUGUUCCACUGCCAUACCGGGACUGUUGUAUGCUUGCUGCUUUGGAAAACAAGAAGUAUCGCAGCUGAAUCCACUUGUGGUUGCCCCUUUCAUGAGGAGUCAUUUCUUUCCUAAGAAAACAGCAGAUCAGAACAACCUCGUUCACCUCUAUGAAAAAGCAGAGACUAAACUGUGAUGGUUGUGAUAUAUGUAAAUAAAUCCAAGAGAAUAUAAUUUUUAUCAA
Culex quinquefasciatus (southern house mosquito) is the source of this 1915-nucleotide messenger RNA. RefSeq names its product sodium-coupled monocarboxylate transporter 2. NCBI's taxonomy places the organism in Eukaryota, Metazoa, Arthropoda, Insecta, Diptera, Culicidae. The record is from RefSeq and is a predicted model, not a curated record. Gene Ontology annotation, cellular component: membrane. The transcript has 6 exons. Gene Ontology annotation, biological process: sodium ion transport; transmembrane transport. Bases 35 to 1867 code for a protein of 610 amino acids. Gene Ontology annotation, molecular function: symporter activity.